AUGCCCAACUUCCGCCCCAGCAACAUCCUCGGCGACCCGUUCGCGCUCGCGACCCUCUCCAUCUCCAUCCUGGCCUGGCUCAUUGCCUUCAUCUCCUCGAUCAUCGCCGACAUCUCAAAUGAUUAUCCGAACCUGGACUGGUGGGCGAUCAGUUAUAUGUUCUGCAUCAACUCGGGUCUGAUUUUCGUGUUCGGCACCGACACUGGCAAUGUCUACGGCGUCGCAAUCGUGGGCUAUCUGGCCGCCGCCCUCGUCUUGACCUCUAUCAGCGCAAACAACAUGGUCUACGGUUCCCAGGGCUCCGAGCAAGCCGCCGGCGCUGGUUUCAUUCUUCUCUCCAUGGUGAUCAUCAUCUGGAUCUUCUACUUCGGGUCCACUCCCCAGGCCUCGCACCGCGGAUUCAUCGACUCCUUCGCCCUGAACAAGGAACAGCCCGGCUCCUACCGUGGCAGCCGCCCCAUGUCCAGCGCAUUCGGUGCUCGUCCCGAGACCAUGGCCACCGGCAACACCCCGCAGAUGUACACCUCCGCCCAGCUGAGCGGCUUCGAGACCUCCUCCCCUGUGUCCGGAUACCCCGGUGGUGCCCCCGGUGCCGAGCGUAACUCCUCGGCACGCUUCGGCGCUACCCCCAGCCCUGCUCCAGGCAAUGCCACGGCUCCCGCCGUCAACCCCGACGGCAGCGAGGUGCCCCAGCCAACCGAGUACCCAUACCGGGCCAAGGCCAUUUACUCGUACGACGCGAACCCCGAAGACGCCAACGAGAUCAGCUUCACAAAGCACGAGAUCCUCGAAGUGUCCGAUGUCAGCGGCCGAUGGUGGCAGGCUCGAAAAUCGAGCGGAGAGACCGGCAUUGCGCCCUCAAACUACCUGAUUCUUCUGUGA
This is a messenger RNA of Penicillium argentinense, 882 nucleotides long. RefSeq names its product osmosensor SHO1 (gene sho1). Lineage: Eukaryota; Fungi; Ascomycota; Eurotiomycetes; Eurotiales; Aspergillaceae. The transcript has a single exon. Gene Ontology annotation, molecular function: protein binding. The record is from RefSeq and is a predicted model, not a curated record. The coding region runs from base 1 to 882 and encodes 293 amino acids.